Molecule: messenger RNA, 231 nt
Organism: Gongylonema pulchrum
Lineage: Eukaryota; Metazoa; Nematoda; Chromadorea; Rhabditida; Gongylonematidae
Source: the annotation of a GenBank genome assembly
AUGGCCAGAGACGCAGAGGAGCGACAGCGCACGCUCGUUUCAUUUCAACGGCAACGAUCGUUCGGCUGCGGUGACGGCAACGGCGCACAGCAGCAAUACUACCGUGGCAGCAGGGGCCUUCGUCGCUUGGUGGUUGUUGCCCAUCUAGACGGCCCCUCUGGUCGCUGCAUUCCCAAUCGAGACAGUUUUGUUCAGUCCGUCAAUCGUAAGUCGGAUCGAGGAGCUUCAUGA